CUUGUGCUGAGGGGUUGGGGCGGGGGAGUGGUAAAGGUAGCGGGCCUUAUAGAAAAUUGAUAACAUGACAUUUAGCACCGUAAGAAAUAUAAAACUGAUCCAUUAAGAUCUUUUCAGAGUUGAAAUUUAUACUCUGUUUGCGGAAUAUGAUAUAACCCGGGACUUUUACGUCGUGCAUUCCGCGUUUAGAAUAUGAUGUCAUCACGGCUAGAAGACUGGACCCGAUGUUAUGACGAUCAAGCUUCAGUCAAGAAGGAAGACCCACAAACUAGCGUAUUCGGACUACGAGAGAGCUUUUCAAUUUCAUUUACAAAAAUGGACACAGGGAAACAACCAGCUGUUACUCAGCCAGCUCCUCCAGCUUACCCAGGUCCAUCAGGAUAUGAAACAAAGCAGGCAGGAGGUUAUCUAGUGCAACCCGGGUAUCCAGUGCAGCCGGUAGUGCAAGGUCAACCACCAGGGACGACCAUCAUCCACACACAGCCUGCUCAACUUCUGGUGGGCAUGGGGUUCUAUGAAAACCCUGUGGCCAUGACUUGCCCUUAUUGUCAGGCUAGCAUUGUUACAGCCACUACAUACGAGCCUGGCUCGUUGACUUGGAUCGCUUGUGGUGGUGUGGCGCUUAUGGGUGGUUGGCUUGGCUGUUGUCUGAUUCCAUUCUGUAUCGAUGCCCUGAAGGACGUUCUCCACAACUGUCCUAACUGCAAACACCAAGUGGGUGUCUACCGCCGGGUGUAACAGCACACUGGAACAUUUUAACCUUUAUAGCUUGUCACUUAAUCAGCAUGCACAUUUUGUGGAAAUAUUUUCUUUGGCGAUGCACUUAUAGCAGUAGCUAAAAUGAGUUUCAGAAAUGUUUAUUUAUACAUACCUUGCAUUUUUUUAAAUUUAAAUGGAAAAAAAAAAACAGGAAAAAAGAUACUGUGCCAAUUACGUUUUCUAUGAUUGCUUAUUUUGCAAAAGUUGUGCUUUCUUUCUUUAUUAAUCAAUAUAACCUGUUGAUUAAUGCUGCUUAGCCUGAGCAGCAAGCAUUCCCGUACGAGUGAACUACCGUCAUAACCUUCUAGUCAAGGCGAGAAUUAGGGAAAAAAUCAAGGGAGAAGGGGGUCAAUGAUUAGUAGUUAGUAGUUGAAAUGAAACUAACUGAGAAUGAAAAAAUGAAAUUGAUCAGGAAUAUACCAGUAUGGAAGUUGUGCAGUUAAAAAUGAUUAACCCAUGGCUUGUGUCAGAUGUAUAUUUGCAUAUAUUAAGUACAUGUUGUUAUUUAAUGCAUGAAUGCAGCUUUGGGCUGAAAUAAACAUGCGUUUCACUCAA
Orbicella faveolata is the source of this 1314-nucleotide messenger RNA. RefSeq names its product LITAF domain-containing protein-like. The record is from RefSeq and is a predicted model, not a curated record. Gene Ontology annotation, molecular function: zinc ion binding. NCBI's taxonomy places the organism in Eukaryota, Metazoa, Cnidaria, Anthozoa, Scleractinia, Merulinidae.